Eremothecium cymbalariae DBVPG#7215 is the source of this 381-nucleotide messenger RNA. RefSeq lists its product as uncharacterized. The transcript has a single exon. NCBI's taxonomy places the organism in Eukaryota, Fungi, Ascomycota, Saccharomycetes, Saccharomycetales, Saccharomycetaceae. The record is from RefSeq and is a predicted model, not a curated record. Bases 1 to 381 code for a protein of 126 amino acids.
AUGACUCUCAACAUUAUCAUCUUACGACUACUGCUUUUUGUCCUACGGCAGUCCUACGCCAGCAUUCCCUUCAGCCCCAUGAUAACUGACCCAUACUUAUCUUCUACAUUGGAACCCUACAUGGACGACGCUAUCGCAUUCCAAGACUACCUAUCCUCCCAUCCUGAUGAAUUCAACCAGCCAGAACCAGAAGUUGAAACCACUGACUAUUACGUAAAGGGCGCUUCCUGGGUCCGCUUAGAAAAGACAGAGUUCAAUAACUUCAUCUCAAUGCUAAAGAGAAGACACGGCCGUGGCAUUAUCGGCAAUGGCAUAGAGCUCGACGAGGACAGGCUAUUCCUACGGAUGGAGGAAACUAACCUCUUUGAUGGUCUCUUGUAG